GGGCGCGAGGGACAAAAGAUUCUAGGAAGGAAAGGCUCGAGUCCACUGGGCAGGCACCCACCUGAAAAGGCGGGGGCGGGGGGCGCCAGCCAACCGCUGCCGCGCAGGCGCCGCCACCGAACGCGCCCCGCCGGCCUUGCCCGUGCCCCCUCCCCGCGCGGCCCGCCCGCCCGAGGAGACGCGACGCGACGCUCCCCGGGAAUCCAGCCCUUCCCUUGCGCCCCCCCCCCCCCCCUAUCUCCCCGCGGCGGGAGCUCCCUCAAAUAGGCGUCGCGUUGACUUGGGCGCUGGCUGCCGGGGCGUGGAUGGGCGGGCCGAGUGACGCGGGCGGCCGGCGGAGGUGGGCGCGGCGGUCGUGCCGGACGGGAGGGGGAUCCGGGGUCGUCAGGCGGACGGUCGCGGCGCCGGCGGGCGGGGCGAGCACGGCGCCGCGGCGGGUGGCGGAAGGGUUUGCUCAUGUGGACAAGCAACGGCGUGUUCGUGGUGUACUAUCAGAUUUCAGAUAUAGCAAUGGAUCCACAGAUCAUCUUUCUUUGGACAUUGGAGAAUUCAAGCACAAGAGCUCCUAUGGAGGUUCUGCAAGACGUCUUCAGUCAGAGAUAAAUGUUACAGAAACCAGCCACAUGCAACCUUCAGUGAUGGCAGAAUUGGAUGGUUUUGAUGCUGCAGGUGCAGUUGUUGCAGAUUCGCAGAAAACUUCUAUUCCAUGGCCAAGAGAAAAUAAAACAUCCAGCAAUAUAGAAUUGUGUCAUGUGGGCAGUAUGGUUUCAGGAUUGCCCAUUCGGCAUAAAUAUUGUCUCAACAAUCCCAGCAGCAGUUUGAAGAAUCCUCCAACUGUAAAGAGUUGCAGUCAUAUGAGUGAUUUCAGUAAUCAACUGGUCAGAAGUGCUGAAAGGUCGGCUUCUGCUAAGAUGGGUUUAACCAGUGCAAACAGUUCCCUUUCUGAGAAAAUGUCAUUGCUACGUCAACCACGGUAUGGCGGUAAUCAUCAGAACCAAAACCGUAUCAGUGCUUUGAAUCGAAGACACAAAAUUGUGAAUUCUAGAGGAGCAAAUGACCUGCUUAAUACAGAGAAGUUCCAUGACCGGCUUGAUUCAUCAUUGGGAAGACAUUCACAGGUUUUGUUAAACAAUGCAUUAGUUCGAGAAAAGCAACUGUGUUGCUCAGAUCUGCUCAAUCAAAAAGCAACUGAAGAAUUAUGGAGCUCUGCAUACAGUGAAUCUGAGAAGAUAGUAUGCUUUUUCUCGGGUGACAGCAUUGACGAUUUGCAGGUAUCAUCUUCAAGUGACACUAGUGAUAGCUCCAACUUAUCAUCUCUGGGUGUUGUAGCUAAUGACCAAUGGAAGAUGACCUUCAAAAAGGUAUACUGCCCUCAUGCUGCACGCCUAGACUCUACAUCUGUCAUAUACCGCAAAGAAGUAGGUCAGGCUAGCCCAAUAUCUGUUCUUGAACCUCCAUCUGAAGAUUGCUCUGAUUCUGAAAACAUCAGGCGAGAGCCUGCGGAUCUAUAUGAUCUCCAACUGAGACUUGAACUUGGCACAUUUGCACCAACAGAGACUGCUGCAGAGGCGAGUAGCAUUGGCAGAACUAGUGACUAUUUAUUCUCUGAAGUGGAGUCGGGCAAUGACGUGCCAAUGCAGCUGGUUGAAGAUAUUCUUGGAGAUUUUGAAGACGAAGAGGAAAGGGAUUUUUCUUACUUGCUCGAUAUACUGAUUGCUUCUGGCAUUCACGGGACUGCGGAGGAUCAACUUUACAAGGUGUGUCAGUCACUCGACUGCCCUGCCGGCUAUGACGUUUUUGAGAAGCUGGAAAACAAGUUCACUAAAGUUGUUAAUUGGUCAAGAUCAGAGAGGAAGCUUUUAUUCGAUAUGGUUAACACAGUAUUGUCACAAAUCCUUGCGCCAUGCUUGAGCAUGCAACCUUGGGUGAAUACUGCGAGGAACUUGGCUCCACUAUGGGGCUCAGAGGGUCUGUUGGAAAAAGUCCUGCAGGUCUUAGCUCAGAGACAGGAAGAACUUUCACCAAGUGAUACUAAGCCUGAGAAGAAAGGAUUUGAUCAGAAGUGGCUAGAUUUAGCAGAUUGCAUCGACAGGGCAGGAAGGGAUAUUGAGAAAAUGAUAAAAGAUGAUCUUUUGGACGAGCUGGUUCUUGAGCUACUGUCCGUUUAGGUUUCCACGGCCGUAGUAGGCUUACACAUUGUAGCAGUACAGGUCUGUUGCUUUUUCGAGUUAGUUUCUGUAGUCAGUUACAAUUGUUCUUUGGUCCUUACGAUCGAUGUUCUUUCUUUGUUAAGGCAGUGGUUGACAGGGUUUUUGGUGUAGUCGCCGUGCUUCCAGAGAGGUAUUAGAAUUUUGUCAAUUGUAUUGGGUUAGGUGAUGUCUGUAGCCAUAUUCUUUUCUUCCUUGAAAAAGUACAUGUCGAAGCCGGAUUUGUUAGGAUGUGUCUCUUUUCUGUCAAAUUUUGUCGGCUGUGAUAGUUUCAGCCUGUAAAUGAGGGCAAUUGUUGCCCCCAGACAUUUGUAUUGUUCUUGAAAGGAAGAAUAAGCGCCGUGUUCUUUUGUUCA
This is a messenger RNA of Panicum hallii, 2563 nucleotides long. RefSeq lists its product as uncharacterized. NCBI's taxonomy places the organism in Eukaryota, Viridiplantae, Streptophyta, Magnoliopsida, Poales, Poaceae. The transcript is spliced from 5 exons. The coding region runs from base 306 to 2168 and encodes 620 amino acids. The record is from RefSeq and is a predicted model, not a curated record.